UACUUCGUCUGCCGUAUAAAGCCGGCGUGCAGUGUUGGAAAACGGUUUUUUAAUUGCUACUUUAAAAACUGUCGCGAUAAAGCGUUCGUUUUACAUUCUGCAGUUGAAAAUGCUUUCAGUAUUAAUAUUAUGCGUGGCGCUGAUAUGUGGAGUUCCACAAGUGGCGUCACAAUUUGACUCGACAACCUCCUCGUCGACGGGCUUCACAGCGCAUGUGGAAUUCAACCCGCAAGGCGGAAACCAGUCCGGAUCCGCUGCCGGCAGCACUAACACCAGCAACUAUGCUCCCAUUACACAGUUUUUCGGACAAGUACUGCGAAAUCAGGUGUGGGGAAUCCACAAAUGCAAAAAGCCUAAGGACUGCGGACUGGGUCUGCGCUGUGACCUUUUGCUGAAUCUCUGCGUGCCAUUCAACACUCCGAUAUUUACUGAUAUCGAAAAGCCUUGCCUGAACCAGAGUGACUGCUCUCCCAUGCACGCUUGCCAGGCUGGUUUCUGCCGCUUCUGCGGACCGAAGAGCUGCCGCAACAGCAUGGAUUGUUGUGCCGGCAGUUUCGCUACGGCGGAACACCACGGUACUUUCUUCGAAUGCCUCAACAUCGAAGACAACGAGAAGCUGGCGUUGGCUAAGCAGCUCGGCCGUGUUCCGGCCAACUACCAGCCGUUGCCCAAAUCCGCUGGCGGAAAGAGCGAAGAGUUCGGCAUCGAAUCGGAGGAACUGCUGCAGCUCGGCUCCACCGCACAGGGUGACGCGGCUAUGUAUGGAAAGCGAUGCUGGCAAAGGUGCAAUGUCGACAACGACUGCUACUUUAAAUCGACACCGGCAGAUAUUAAGCAGUCCCUGGGAUGCUGUAACGGUGUGUGCACUCGUCGUCAAUCCUGCGUGAAAGCCUCGCAGCAAGCCAUCCAACAGAUGCAAAUCCUCCAACAGCAGCAACAGCAACAAUUACUCCUCCACCAACAACAGCAACAAGUGCUCCAGCAACAGCAGCACCAGUUGCACGGCCAGCAACAUGCCGGCCACGCCCACGGUCAGCAGCAACAGCAGGGCGGCUGGGGAGCGCACGGACACGGUCAGAUUCAGCAGCCCACUCUCAACGUGCAGGUGCAGUUCCAGCCGCGUCCCAAUUCUUGGCAGGAAGCGCAGCAACAGCAGCCGAAUUUACAGGGUUAAUUUGCUCAGGAGAUCUGUGGGGAUUUGGUAUGCCAGUAACCGAUAAGCUUUGCAUGUACCAUGCUUUGAACUGCAAUGUAUAAAAUAUAUAAUUAAGGACUGGAGUAGUUACAUUCAAACGCACGUAAACACUUUUGGACACUUGCAUUUACUCUGCCAAAAAUGAUAUUGUUCUAUGUGUUCAAAGUCCAAAAGAAAAACACUGAUAAAGAAUGAUCGAAAAA
Molecule: messenger RNA, 1398 nt
Organism: Paramacrobiotus metropolitanus
Lineage: Eukaryota; Metazoa; Tardigrada; Eutardigrada; Parachela; Macrobiotidae
Exons: 4
Coding region: 110-1174 (354 amino acids)
Source: RefSeq, a predicted model, not a curated record